Messenger RNA from Morchella sextelata, 1563 nucleotides. RefSeq lists its product as uncharacterized. The transcript has 7 exons. The coding region runs from base 1 to 1563 and encodes 520 amino acids. Lineage: Eukaryota; Fungi; Ascomycota; Pezizomycetes; Pezizales; Morchellaceae. The record is from RefSeq and is a predicted model, not a curated record.
AUGUCGAGACUUCGCAACAAAGAAAAGCCCGUAGCCGUGCAGGAAUCAGAUGACGAUAUUGAUGACGAUGAGGAUGAUGAAGAGAUGGGGGCAGAAAAUUCCGACGGAGUUUUUGAGCUUCCUGAAAAGCUUGAGGAAUGUCAUUGGCAGCGGCGCUCAAUAACAGAUCUUUAUGAUAUGAUGUCGAGUCCCUUUUUAGACUUAAAUCCAGACUAUCAAAGAGAUGUUGUUUGGAAUAGUGAUAGAAUGACAAAACUCAUAAAUUCCUUGAUAUGCAAUUACUAUAUCCCCCCUCUUAUAUUUAAUGUUCAAACGAUAAAGACAGAAGAAGGCGGGGAGAGGUUUCUCCGGAUCUCAAUCGACGGGAAGCAGCGUCUUUCGUCUAUCCGAGAAUUUGUCAAUGGAAAUAUUCCUUGUACAGAUAAGCACGGUCGUAAAUGGUUUUUCAAAGAUAAUGGCAGUCCGUCCGGCAAAAACAAACGAUUACUCAAUGAGAAAUUCAAACAACAUUUCUUGGGACAAGAACUGCUUUGUGCAGAAUAUGCGGCCUUGGAAAGAAAACAGGAAGAAGAUCUGUUUUCGCGCGUUCAAUUAGGGGUGCCACUUACACCCGCCGAAAAACUCCGAGCGAGCUCAGGUGCUUGGCAGGCAUUCGCUCUUGAAAUAGAACAGAAGUAUCCAGAUCUCAUGCAAACUGUGGAUAAUAGGCGUGGUCGGAGCUUUCAGCUUAUUUUACAAAUUUUUAAGCAGAUUCUCAAUUCAGAGGAUCAAAACUCUAAAUACAGCGCUGGCGCUAUUUCCCUUAAGGCUUUCUGUGAACAAACAUUCCAGAAUCAUAAUUACACCCACGCAACGAAAUAUUCACCUAUAGAAUUUGUUGCCUCUGCGCUUUUGAUCCAUCAACAUCCUAAUCGGACCAACCCUACUCUUCUCAGUGGGGAUAUCCUGAAGAUGCGUCAAGUGGUUAGAGAGGAAAGACAAGAUCUCCGCAGCAACAGCUCGACCUGGAGUUCUCUUAUGAAGUAUAUCACGGAUCUCGAAAUACACCGAGGAGGAAUGAAUAAUGUAACACCACGAGAUGGAGUUCGAGGGGUUCAGAAUCUCAAUACAAGAACCCCAGAUGGUUCUAAUAAUGUCCAGCAGAGUGUAGAGCCAGGAAAAUCAGGGCCGCAAGCGCGAAGGUUGUCCAAAAGAGCUGCCCCCUCGACAGAUUCUUUCAGUCCAGCUACUUCAUCGUUGCAGAGACCACAUACGCAUGUGGGGCCUGGGGGUGAGUUUGAUCAAUACCAGGAAGCAUUAGCAUCACAACGAUAUGCUGUAGCGUCGCUACCGCCUCGGCCGUCAACUGGUCAAACCCAAGCUCCCACGGCGCCGCUUAGGCAGCCUGCAGCAGAGCGCCCGGGCGAUCGAUAUAGGGCUAUCACAAAGACACAUAAUGGAAUUGCGAACGAAGCCUGGAACGAAUCUUCUCUUGGCGGAAGCACAAGUUAUUCUUCACCCCAAAGGCCAAUCAAAAGACCCAGAGUAGAAAACGAGGCGUCGAGGAUAAAAAGAGAAGGAUGA